AUGUCGUCUGUGAAUCGAUCGGUCUCCAUGGCCCAGGAUGAUCCUCUCAUUCAGGCCCUCCCCCCGGCAACCGACUACCUCACCUACCUCACUUUGCUGGAGUACCAGCUAACCCCCGCUCGCCUACCGAUCCUCCACAGACUGCUUCAAGAUGAGACCUUAACAACGAAUAUCGGCUGGGACCUAGUAAAGAUGCUACUUCCUAUGCUCCCGGCAUCCUCAGAGUGUCUUCAGGACGUGGCGCGGCUCGGAAAUCCACGAGAAGUCAUCCUACGAGUCGCAGAUGCUUUAAUGCACUUGCACCCCGCGGACGAUGAAGUCGAGAACGAGGGCGAGGGCGAGGAGAAGGGCGAGACCACAUCCGUCCCUCUUCACGUGCUCCAAUUCAAUACACUCGUCGCAAUGCUCUCGGUCCUCCACACUCGUAUCCAGACGAAAUCCCCAAGCCGAUUCCUUGCGACUUCCCUUCAGGCCGCCCUCGAAGCAUAUACCUCAAUGCCAACGAAUGAAACCACCCUUGCGCUCCUGGAAUUCAUGAGAGACGUUUCCCCCACGAAACGACCUCCGCCGCCUCCUAGAGCUCCAAGCGAUUCGACCGUGCUCCGAGUCGCGGAAGCUUCUGCCCCAGAUCCCGAAGCAGAGAUUAGCUCGCCGAAGCCGGGUGUUAGCGAAGAGACAUUGCUCAUAAAGCGAUUCUUGCAAUUCGGCUUGAUCGAGCUUCUGAAGUCGUACUUGUUGAGCUGCUCUGGUCCGAUGGACCCAGGGAUGUCGUGGGCUAUCCGACUGCAAGAGAAAUUCCAGCCUGAGACACGUAUGCCUGGAACAGGCUCUCCUACAACUGUCUACACAGAGACUAAGCAGCUGGGAGAGAGGGACGCGAUCAUCGCGAAGAUUACUGCACUCUCUCAAGACAUUGGCUUGACCGAUGCCGACCUUCUCAAAGUUGUCCUGCAAUCCCCGGAAACACAGCCACCGCCGUUGGAUUUUGAAGAGCAUCCUAAGAAAGUUGAGGACAUUCCACUGGAAAGACAUGGAUCUUUGCUUCUACUCGCCGCCAGAGGUGCAGUCUCGCAACUGUUCUCGUCUGGGAAGCCUUCAUCGAUCCAAAUUUAUCCCGAUCUGGCACGCAUCUUCAACAACUUUGUCGGAAAGUUCUGCACAUUAGACGAGGUGGCAUUUGAACAGCCGCAGGUCUUACUAGACUCCCUGCUUGUGCUGACGAUCCUAUCCCUACAACAACCCGUCUACCCGCCUGCCGACGAAACUGAAUUCAUUGACUUCGUCGUGUCGCUAACAGCCUGCACUGUUCGCCAAACUUACACCACCGUCCGGAGAGUCCCCGCAACAGUCAUCCACAACAACCCCUCCCAAAUCGCGCGGUUCAAAGUGAUCCGCAAAGUCCUUGAAGACGACUACUAUCGCACCCUCAAAGACCGCGCAAUUGACUGGCUCAAGAACGAAAUCCUGGCCGCAGCCAGAGACUCCACCACUAACAUCUUCCUCAACCCCCACUACUUCUCCGUCCUCUUCCCCCUCCUCUACACCUCCCCAGUUCUAACACUUGACCUCACCACCGGCCCUGGCGACCUGGUAAGCCCCUGGAAUCGCUUCACACAAAGCGCCAGCCCCGCAAUUCAUUCCGCUUUAACCCUUUACUACAUUCUGCUCUCCUCGCCGAACCUUCGAAAGGCUCUUCAACUCGAAAAAACCUAUAUCUACUUCCGCACCCGCUUCCUCGAACCACUCAAGGCUAUCCUGGCGGCAUUUACCGCUGACCUCCCCGCAAAUGGCGGAGACGGGAAGAUUGAGGCCGCUGUCGGCGAAGACAUGAUGAAGAUUGGAAUGGCACGGUCCGUAGAACUGGUUUCGCAUCUCGUGAACCAGGUUGAAGAUGUGGCGAGGGAUGUCUUUGUUCUUGGAGACGCGGAGUUGCAGGAGCCGAGUGCGGAUGACAUUGCGAGAGUUGAUGCGUUGAGGAGGGAGACGAAGGUUUAG
Molecule: messenger RNA, 1995 nt
Organism: Aspergillus calidoustus
Lineage: Eukaryota; Fungi; Ascomycota; Eurotiomycetes; Eurotiales; Aspergillaceae
Source: the annotation of a GenBank genome assembly